Molecule: messenger RNA, 1583 nt
Organism: Clunio marinus
Lineage: Eukaryota; Metazoa; Arthropoda; Insecta; Diptera; Chironomidae
Source: the annotation of a GenBank genome assembly
ACUAGAUGUCAGACAAGUCACGUGCUUCACAGUUUUACACAGAACUGAAGUUAAAUAAAUUUAAAUCUAAACAAAGUUGGAAGAGUAAUAAAAGAGUAUUUGAAAGCAGAUGUCUUGAAAUUUUAUCGUGGAUUGUGGACGUAUCAGUUCUUACUCAAAGAUGACUUCAAACAUUUCAUUCAAUGAUACAUUUAAUGUUGUAAAAUUUCAGGAAGAAAUUCUUAGAAACAAAUGUCGUUUAUGUUUGAAACCUGUAAAUUCCGAAACUGAUAGAACACAACUAUCAAAAGAGUUUAAACAUAUGAUACAUAACAUCUUACAAAUUCAGUUAAAUUCAUCAUCAAUAACUUCGAAUUUCAUAUGUCAGAUAUGUCGCUCCCAAGUUAAUGACUUUUAUCUUUUUAAAAGUGAAAUGAUAGAACAGCAGAAUUACCUUGAAAAGUUCUUAGUUGUCGAUUAUUUAAUCACAUACCUUGAUGAAACUGAUUUCAACACUGAUCUCAGUACUACAUUAAAUGAAACUGAAAUAAACGAUAGCAUGUUGUUAGAAAACUCAAAAAAGUAUGGCAAAUUAAUAGAAAGACUUAAAGAAUCCUUAGCUGGGAGUGAUUCAACGAUUUACUUUGAUGAAACUGAUUUGAGCACUGAUCUUAGUACAUCAACCAUUUUAAAACCAAACAAAAAAUCAAUUUCUAACAUUGAGCUUGAAGACAGUUUAAUGGGAAUAAAAAUCGAAACAAAUAGAAGCAAAAAUAUGGACGAAGAAAAAGAAAUCGGUGACGCUCAGAAAAUACCUUGCAAAACUUGCGGAAGACUUUUGAAACGUGGAAGUUUAAAGGCACAUAUUUUAAGGAUUCAUAAGUUAGAGAAAAAGCGUUGUGAAAUUUGCGGAAAAGUUAUACGAAGCCGAUUCGCUUUGAAGAAGCAUAUGAAAGAGGUUCACGACAAACCCUUCGAAUGUGACUUUUGUGGAAAGAACUUCUCCAGCAAAGAUGCUGUUCAAGAACACUUGAUGUUACAUGUCCCAAAGAAAUUUCAAAUCAAACAUAAAUGCCUAUUUUGUGGAAUGUUUUAUCGCAGAAGGUCAUCAUUCAACUAUCAUCUAUCUACACAUAAAGAAAAACCGUUUCAAUGUUAUUAUCCAGGAUGUACAAAAACGUUUCACAAAAAAUCUAAUAUGGAGGAACAUUAUCGCACUCACUGUGAAGGUAGAAAAGUACUUAAAUGUCCCUAUGAAAAUUGUAACACAACUUAUUUAUACAAACAUAGUUUGACAUUUCAUAUAUCUUCCAUUCACAAAGGAAUUAGAAUCAAUUGUCCAAUCGGAAGUGGUUGUAAAUAUUCAGGACCACACAAAAACCAUAUUAAAGCACAUUUGUUACGUAUGCAUAAAAAUCUCUCUCGUGAAGUAUUAGAAGAUUACAUAAGCCAAAUAAAUGUCAUGAAAUCUCUAAUAUAGAAUGAUGCUGAAAGAUAAACUUUGUUGACAUAAGUUUUUAUUAUUUUCAUGUGGUUGAUAAUGAAUGAGAUUUUAUUAAUUUUUUUCUUAUUUCUAGAAUUAUUUAUACCUAAAUAGACAUUGU